Poecilia latipinna (sailfin molly) is the source of this 3739-nucleotide messenger RNA. It is a transcript of the gene bmf1, whose product is annotated as BCL2 modifying factor 1. The coding region runs from base 206 to 688 and encodes 160 amino acids. Gene Ontology annotation, biological process: positive regulation of apoptotic process; negative regulation of autophagy; apoptotic process. The transcript has 4 exons. The record is from RefSeq and is a predicted model, not a curated record. NCBI's taxonomy places the organism in Eukaryota, Metazoa, Chordata, Actinopteri, Cyprinodontiformes, Poeciliidae. Gene Ontology annotation, cellular component: myosin complex.
GACGUCAAAUGGACUUGUAGCAGUUCUUUCUCGCAGAAUGGAAGUAGCCGUGGAAGUGAAACGGAUUAAACUCGCUUAAUCUUGGCAGGAUAUUGAACUCUCCUUCGCUUUUUUUUUUUUUCCCCAAGCCCCCUCUGUGUGCCGGUGAGAUAGUUAUUAAAACGAAGCCUGGCUUUGCGGCUGCUCCUCUGAUAGUGCCCCCCGUAUGGAGGAUGAGGAGGAUGAUGUGUUUGAGCCAGAUCCCAACUGCUGGCGCACGCCCUUCAGGGAGAUAAAGUGUGAAGACCGGGGCACGCAGACGCCCGGUCCUGGCCAGGUGCUACACAACGGCAUGCUGCCCUGUGGUGUUGCGGAGGAGCCCAGACGACUAUUCUACGGUAACGCAGGUUUUCGAUUGCACUUCCCAGCGCAUUUUGAACUUGUCGGGGAUUUUGACGCGAGGCAACAAGAGGAGCAGAACAGGAUGGAGCAGUUACCCCUGCACCAGCCGGCUGCACUCAGCUUGGAGGCCUGCAUCGGGCAGAAGCUUCAGCUGAUAGGCGACCAGUUUCACCGGGAACACUUACAACAGUACCAACAAAACCAAAGGAAUCAGGGGCCGCUGUGGUGGCGCAUGACUGCAGCUCUUCUCAGCCUCCUGUUUCAUAGGGGGUUUAUUGCUGGAGGAGGUGGAGCAGGACGGAGGUGAGGGGGAACUUCCUCUUAUAUCCUUUGUCUUCAUCUCUGUUGUGACGAACUGGACUCCUGAAGGCACUGUCCAAUCUAACACGGGUCUGUUUGAGGGAGGAAAGAAAGGAGGGAAAAUGGUCACCGCGGGACGGCGACAACCAAAUUUUAUACAAGGGCGUGUGUUUUUUUUCUUUAAAAGAAGAUGCCAUGAUGCUCCGGGAUUCAUCUAAAGGACAAUGUUUAUAUUUAGGCCUACAUGUCAUGUAGUCGUCUUGUACAGUACAUUGUUCGAUUUUUUUUUUUUUUUUGGUUUGUUUUGGGGUUUUUUCUGUGCACUUCAAUAUGUGUCCUUCUUAAAAGACCUGACCUCCACAGACCUUGGGAAUGCCUUAGUCAGUGUCUUCUGCCAGAAGGAGAGUUGAGUGUUUUUUUUGACGAGCAAGAUGAGAUGGUUAAGGAAAUGAAAUGUAAUGUGGUGUGACGGUUUCUUUUCUGAAGUCCCCCAGGAGACCAGUCAAGUUAAUUUACUCACUUCCAAAGAGGCCACUUCCCAGAACAAAGCAUUUUGCACCUCACCUCUAUGGAACAUUUAUCUAUUUAUCUUUUCUAUGUAUUUUUCUCUUUAUUUUCUGUGCUUUGGUGUCAAUUUUAACCCGUCAUAUCUUGUAGGAUUUCAGGAAUAAGGUAAACAUUCUGUACAUAAAAAAGUUGGCACACUGUGAAUUGUUAUCAAAGUUUAGUUGUGCGCUACAUGUCAAACAUUUGAGACUUUUUCAACCAUAUAAGAGGUGAAAUUUGCUGUUCUGAACAACACUACCUGGUUAAACGGGCCUGGUUGGUGCCAGCAGACCUGAUAAACAUCAAAAAAGACUUUAGAUAAAUGUCAGACAUUAUACAGAUGACUCCACUUUUAUGACUAAAGAACUGACAAGAUAAAUUAGCCUUAAAUACAGUUCAGUAGUGGAUACUUAACAUGCAUUUAAUCAUUUACAUAUUUUAGGAUCUUGUUUUGAUUUUGCUUGUAGCAACAUUAAUUACUGUUGUAUUUUCUGAUAGCAUCACUUAUCUAUGAAAAGUCGGUCACAUAUCAUUAUCACUAGCAGGUUUUGCAUAAAUGUCCUUCCUUCUAUAUGCUUGUCCCAAUUUCUGUGAUGAACGUUAUUCUGAAAAACUUCUCAGAAUCGUGAAAGGUUACUUUAAAAAAAAAAAAGGUUUCCCAUUGACUGGAUAUUUAGUUACACAACUGAAAACUUGUUUGGGUUACAAUUGACAUAACGGGUACUGAUGAUGCCCGCCAGGCCUUGCCCUCUCUGGACGAAGAGCAGGAUCGCCCAAAUAAAACAACUGCCAUUUGACAUGAAAGUUAAUGAAUAGACACUCAUCUGUCUGGUUAAUAGAAAUGUUAUAUCUUGUAGCUGUACUAACAGCGAAGGGAUGUCUGAGAUGUAGCACACUGAGUAGAUAUUUACAUUAAAAUCAUAGGGUGUUGACUUUUACAUGUAUAUAAAAAACUAUUAAGGUCUUGCACCAUGCACUAAAUUAGAGCAAAUGAAUCAAGCACACUGUCACACUGUUUAAAAGUUUACUUUUUUAAGUUUCAUUUCACCAAAUAUACAGUUUUUUUUUAGCAUAGCCUUAUUCCUAGGAUUUUCCCUUCAUUUCAUGUGUUCUUUUUAUGUGAUUGUUUUCAGACCUCCAUGCCCUUUAAGUGGAGCUGUGGAUCCACUGUUUUUGCACUAGACUUCCACCCGUUUAAGAGUUCAGAUUGUUUCCGAGCUAACCUCUUUCUCGUAUGAAGGUUUUUCAGUCCCGUCUUGUUUCUUUGCCACCACAUUUCAGAUGUAUUCACUUAUAUGGCCAAGACAAAUGAUCAGUAUUGAGUCCCGACUGACUGAGCACAAUGUGCAUUUAGCAUCAGUUCUGGAUGUUUCACUCACAACUGUUUCAGGAUUUCAGUUGAGCGAGAGCAACUUUUGCGCAGAAGACCAGCUUUGAACAGCAAGCUAAUAUGGCAUAAACAGUCUGUGAAACAGAAUCUCCUCCUCUCAGGAUACCCUUGUGCGGUUUCACAUCAUUUGAUAUUCUGUUGGGUGAUCUUACAUUGUCUGUGGUACUCAGAUUUAGAUUUGGGACGUGGGUACACACAUAACCACCACUGGCUCACCAGACAAACUGUCUCUGAAAAGAAACAAAAGUGAAAAAGGCUGUAAUUACUGUUGAAAUAUGAAUACAUAUAAAGACACUGUUAAAGAUAUUGUUUAUUAUGUUUUUUUGGGUUUUUUUUAUUAUUAUUUUCAUGCUGAAUCUUUUGGACCCGAGGAGCAAUACAUAUCAGGGGUCUAUAAUUACUUGCUCCUUACAAUGUAUCAAGUUGAUCACUGCAUAAUUACUGUCUCAUUUUCUCUUUAAGAUGUCUCAGGGACAGACUUUUUGGGCUACUGGUAACCUUGAGAAUCUGUUACAUGUUUCAGAGAAAAGGAGUGUUGUCACCCAUUUAUUUAUGUUAGAGAACCUCUUGAGGUAUUUUCAAGUCUUCUGUAUUUUCAUUUUAUUUAGAUUUACUGUAUUCUGUCUUCCAUCGUGUGCACACACACACACACACACACACACACACACACACACACAUAGGUACAGUUUGAGGAGUCUGGGCUGGCAUGCUGGCGGUGGUGGUGACAGGGGCUCCUGAGUUUGCAGUCAGAGGAGAGAGAGGUGCACUAAGUGUGGUUGUGGUAAUAGUUUCCUGCAGAUCCUGAACACUGAGCCAGUCCCUGUAGCACCUCUUGACUUCCUCCUCAUGCUGCUCCUGCAUGGCAUGUUUUUUUUGUUUUUUUUUCAGUGGCUCAUUUAAUUUGUAAUUUAUUUUUUCUUCCUUUUUAAUUUAUUUUUUUAUUUUUAUUUUUUUUUUACCAAUUUCUACUGUAUACACUUGUGUGUGCAAUCACAUCUUCCUCUUUCUGCUUUGAUCUUGGACUCAUAAAUGGUUCAGCUUAAGAAUAAUUGUGCCUGAUUUUUUUUUUUUGGGGGGGGGGGAUUUUAUUGUAUCACUCAUUUCUCACAGCCUGUAAAAAAA